Messenger RNA from Neurospora hispaniola, 471 nucleotides. RefSeq lists its product as uncharacterized. The transcript has a single exon. The record is from RefSeq and is a predicted model, not a curated record. Lineage: Eukaryota; Fungi; Ascomycota; Sordariomycetes; Sordariales; Sordariaceae. The coding region runs from base 1 to 471 and encodes 156 amino acids.
AUGCAGCAGCCCAUCGAAAUCGACGAGGACCUUGCCCUCCGCGAGCUCGAGCUCAAGUGGUCCUUCCAAAAGGGAUUCCUCGCCUCUGUGUUUGCCGCGUCCGAGGACCCGAUUGCCUGGCAGGCGCACUUCGACAGCUGCCUUGCAAAGACAAUGGCAGGCCCGCCCCCCGAGAAGUACGACGACAAGAUGCUCAAGUCGCAGGGCCUAGCCCAGUACGUGAUCAAAGGACCUGCUGUCUUCCAUGUCGAUGUCGAGGUCGACGGCGACAGUGUACUGUCCACUGGAGGCUUGGGCACCUGUACCCUCCAUGUCAUCAGCUCGCCCAGGGUCAUGGUCGAUAGACUGAUUAACGGCAGGGUUUUGUCGAAGAACAGUGUCUACUAUGACAGGGAGGCCGAGGCGUCCUCAAGCACAAAGUCUGGUUCGGUAUCGCUGCGCAGCAUGAGCGUUGGUGAGGUAGUGCCAUGA